Aureobasidium musti is the source of this 1656-nucleotide messenger RNA. The record is from the annotation of a GenBank genome assembly. Lineage: Eukaryota; Fungi; Ascomycota; Dothideomycetes; Dothideales; Saccotheciaceae.
AUGUCGGAAGGGUCGUUGGCUGCCGACAACCCCUUCGUUGACCCAUCUCUCUACGAAACUCCCUCGGCGCUGCAAGGCGAGGCUACGCUUNUUGUCUCCGAGGAUGCGUCACUAACCCUGGGAGCCGAUGCGACAAUUAUUUUGGGUACGCUACACGCCUUGCCCAGCACCCAAGCGCUCUCGCUCACAUUCGAUANNGACGAUCGCUUCGUACAUAGAGAGGCUGCCAAUUGUUGUGGCCUACUGCCGACCAGUAGGUUCACCAUCUCGCCUACCAAGUUCCGCUUGCCUAACCCAAACCUCAGAGNNUCGAAGACGACCCACUCCAUCCCGUACUACAACAUCCUUGAUGCUUCGCUCGACGGUCUCGAGUUGACCAUUCAACAUGCUCUGCCGACUUCAAAGAAAUCUUGUCGUCCGUCCACUAUCUCCUAUACGCUCAUUGAUAAAACAUCCAUCAACGCUGCCAAGUCAUGGCUAAGCAAAUUACUUGACCUGGCCUACGGAAAUUCGCAAAGGUACAAGAGGAUCAAAGUCUUGGUCAAUCCUUUUGGUGGCCAAGGCGCUGCACAAAAGCUGUAUACUAGCGAGGUCGAGCCUCUAUUCAGAGCUGCUGGCUGCCUCAUCGACGCAGAGGAAACAAAACAUUCUGGUCACGCCAUCGAUAUCGCUCGCCAACUCGACGUAGAUGCCUACGACGUCGUAGCAUGUGCAUCUGGCGACGGUCUACCUCACGAAGUCUUCAACGGUCUCGCCCAACAACCAAAACCAAGGCGUGCUCUGCGAAAAGUCGCCGUGGUUCAACUCCCAUGCGGAUCAGGCAAUGCUAUGUCUCUCAACCUCAACGGUACCAGUUCACCCUCUUUUGCUGCUCUAGCUAUUGUGAAGGGUGUGCGCACUCCACUGGAUCUUAUGGCUGUGACCCAGGGAGAGAAGUUGUACUGGAGCUUCUUGAGUCAGGCCGUGGGCAUCAUCGCCGAUUGUGAUUUGGGUACAGAGAACAUGAGGUGGAUGGGUAGUGCUAGAUUCACCGUCGGCAUCUUGCUCAGACUCUUGGGCAAGACUGUAUACCCGGCCGAGCUCGCUGUCAAGGUCGACAUUGGCGACAAGGAAGCCAUCAAAUCUGCAUACAGAGAUACCAGGAACCAAAGUCAGGACAUAUCUGGUAAAAGGGAGUGGGAAGUGCAUCAAGACCUGGACGGUGACAAAGAUGAUUCGCUUCCUGCCCUCCGCUAUGGAACAGUGCUCCAUGAUGUGCCUUCGGACUGGGAAAAGUCGUCAAAGCCUACAUUAGGCAAUUUCUACUGCGGUAACAUGGCGUACAUGUCCGCCGAUACACCAUUCUUUGCUGCUGCUCUGCCUUCUGACAACCACAUCGAUAUGGUCGACGUUGAUGGCACUAUCCCGCGUCACAAAGCGAUCGAAAUGAUAACAGGAGUCGAGAACAACAAGACGUUUGACAUGGAUGUCGUCAACUAUCGUAAAGUCAGCGCCUAUCGUAUUAGUCCAAGGUUGAGACCAGGUCAAAAGACUGGAUACAUCAGCAUCGACGGAGAAAGGGUACCAUUUGAGCCCUUCCAGGUGGAAGUUGUUGGGGGUUUGGGCACUGUGCUGAGCCGUAACGGAGCAGUAUAUGAGUUCGAGGGCCCAAAGUGA